GUUAAUAAUAGAGAAAUGUAGUGCACUGGAGAGUGGAAACAUAACUCACACAAAGGAAGAUGCACACAUACAGAAUGCUAAUCUUAAACACUCAAACAUCUUCAUAUGACUGAUUACACACUGUUACUGACCAGAGGCUUAUUUAUGUGUUUGAAAUUUGAAAGCAUUUGUAUUGUGUCUAUGAAGUUCACACAUAUUUCAGACACACUUCCUGUUCAGCUCUUUCUCACACAGAUAGAAGGGGAAGUGGGUGCAGCGUCACUUUAUGGGUAAGACACAGAUGAAGACACGACACAUUCACAGAGCAGAACGAGGCAGUAACAGUGUGUAACAGAACAGGAGCUUUAAUAUCUUUCUGAAGUUAAUAUCUUAGCAGAGUUGGUGUAGAGAUCUGUAAGAGUGAACUCAGGAUGAAGAUCCUCCUCAUCUUCACCUUCUGUCUGAUCUCAGAUGGAGGAGCCUCAAAGGAAGUAACAGCAUAUUCAGGAGGAGGAAUCCUUAUCAAGUGCAAGUAUGAUACAGAAUACAAAGAUAAACAAAAAUAUUUCUGUAAGGGUUCAAUGCCAAGCUGUACUGGCCAAAUAAAGUCAGGAGAUAAAAACCAGUGGGUAAAUUCAGGAAGAUUCUCACUGUUUGAUGACACCAAAUCAUCAGAGUUCUGGGUGAUGAUCAGAGAGCUCACUGUACAGGACACUGGGACGUAUCAGUGUGGAGUUGAUAGAACUUUAGUGAAAGACAUUUACACACCGGUGGAACUGAAGGUAAAGGAAGAUCUGUCCUAUGAAAAGUCCUACAGUAAGACUGUCCAUGUAGGAGGACAUUUAACUGUCAGAUGUAAAUACCCACAAUCCCUCAGGAGUGACCCCAAGUUUCUCUGUGGGGGGAGGAUGCAAGAUUUUGCUUGUUUUUAUAAGGAAUCUGUUAAAGAUAAUAAAAAAUAUUUAAUUACUGAGAAAAUGGCCCUGUAUGAUGACAGAGAAAAACAAAUCUUCAAUGUGAGUAUUAGAGAUGUAACUAAGCAGGACUCUGAAUACUGGUGUGGAGCUGAGAAAGCCUGGACAUCUGAUCAUGGAUACAAGGUUUAUUUCAUGCGGAUCAACCUGACAGUCACUGAUCCAUAUAUCCCAGUUUCAACUUCAAAGCCAACCCGCCCUUUAUCAUCAUCAUCAUCAUCUUCAUCAUCCCCACUUCUUCAUCUCACAGAUAUAAACAAAUCCUGGACUACUCCAGCUUCUCCUCCAGCAGGAUUUCCAGCUUCCACUGUUAUCACUGUGUCUGUAAUUCUGCUGCUGCUUCUGAUUGGAACCAUAAUCCUCACUGUGGUUUUACAAAAGAAUUGCAGUUUGCAAGCAGCAGCAGCUUCUGUUGGCAGGCAUUGUGAUGAAGAAUCAGGAAAUGACCAGAGGAUUUUCUUACAGUGUGACUAUGAAGAAAUAAAAUAUGCUGAAAGUCUGAUUUACACAACAGUGAUUUUUUACAGCAAUGCCACUAAUGAUGCAGCUACAAUCAUUAAUGAUGAUGUGUUGUGUGACUAUACUUCAGUCACUUACACUGCUGUAUGUGGAUAGAUUAUUGGAUCAUUAACUUGUAUUAUGUUCAUCAAUAAUAAAUUAAGGAUUUG
Molecule: messenger RNA, 1621 nt
Organism: Tachysurus fulvidraco (yellow catfish)
Lineage: Eukaryota; Metazoa; Chordata; Actinopteri; Siluriformes; Bagridae
Product: polymeric immunoglobulin receptor-like
Exons: 7
Coding region: 411-1568 (385 amino acids)
Source: RefSeq, a predicted model, not a curated record